CGGAUUCGUAUAAAUAAAAUGUAACUAGAAUUUACUUCCGGAUGUUUCAAUCGUUGCGAAUAAAAACAAACUCUAUGUCAAUAUGUCUCAGCAAGGAGCAGGAACCAAAGACAUUGAGAACCAGUCCAAGUUUAUCCAGGAAAGGAUCACUUCAGUAGAGAAGAAUUUUGGCCAGCUAUGUGAGACGUUCUCAUCCUACACAAGAAAAACAGCUCGACUCAGAGACAAAGGUGACCAGAUUACUAAAGAUUUAAUGACCUACAUUGAAGGAGAGACCUUGAAUCCUUCGUCCAAUAAAUAUUUCACAGAAUUUGCACAGAAUCUUUCUGCCAUACAAGAUUACAGGAACGCACAGGUAACUCGCCUUGAAACCAAAGUACAACAGCCACUGAGUAACUAUGGUUUAAAAUGCAAGCACACGAAAGCUGACCUUAAGGCAGCUUACGCAGCACGAGAUAAGGAGCAGAAAAUACGCAAAAAGUUGGACGUAGCCAGAGGGAAAGGGGAUGCCCGACAGAUUGCUGUUCUUGAAACAGACUUGCAAAAAGCAAGUGUGGACUCCUCACGGACAACUAAAAACUUGGAACAGCAAUCAGACAAGUUUGAGCUCGAAAAAUUACAAGAUGCAAAGAAAGUGAUGACAGACUUCGUAAUGAUUGAGAUGGCAUUUCAUGCAAAGGCUCUUGAAGUUUACUCCCAGUGUUACCAGUCACUAAGCAGUCUGAGUGUUGAUACAGAUAUUAAGGAGUUUAGGUCUAAGAUGAGGCCAUCCAAUAGCUCAGCACGUAUCAACAUGGCUCGCACUGGCUCGGUCUCUUCUGGGGGUUCAAAUGCCAACUUUGAAGACACACCACGCGUGGAUCUGCAAUCCAAUGUUCAAACCUCAGAUCCACCCCCUCGAAGACAACCAAUCAAGCCUGUCACUAAUGGGAACACUAUGAAUGAUGAUGAAGAGGAUGAUGAUGAUGAAGAGGAGGAGGAAUCUGAUGAUGAGGAAGGAGACAGUGAGGAAUACAGUGAUGAUGAUGAGACAGAGCUGGAGACUGAACGAGACCAGCAGGUGCAGCCUGUCAGGCCAGCCCAGCGCAGAUGAGGAAGGGGAGGGGCAGGACUUGACAGGGGCACGGAGGAGCAGAAUACGCACAAGUUGUAGUGAUUUCAUUGUAUCUAUUCCCUAUUCAACACUCAUGGUGGGCUAUUGUGCUCCCUCUAUGUCUGUUGUAGUGCUUCUUCAACUUCAGUUUUAUAUCCAUCUGGAUACAACAUUUUUCCGUCCAUUUGUAUUGAAACUUGGUCAGAAUGUUUAUCAUGACAAUAUAUAGGCAAAAUUGGAAUCUUGGUUAUGUGAGUAAAGAACACAAGUAUUUCAGAGCCAUCACGGCCCUCUUGUUUCUUUAUGCAAUCAUUAUUUUUUAUUAGUCUGAAGUUUAUAUUUCUAAAAGUAAAGACAAAUGACACCAGAGACAAAGAACAAUUAAUGGUGUGAAAAAAUACUGGCCUGCAUAUUAUACAUGUACACAGCAUUUAUCUGAAAUAUGAUUAGUUUGUGGAGAUAAACAUUAAUCUUCAUAAGAAUAAUUUAAUGGUUGUGUAGUGACAAUACAUAUAUGUAGUCAAUAGUGACUGUGAUAUGUUGUCAUUUAUUUUGUUCUUAGUUAUUUACAUAUUUUUAUGUUACAUUAAUUGUUUUACAUGUUAUUUGUUCUGCAUAGGAUAUUGAUGAAUUAGUUGGUUUUUAAGAUAAUGACUGCAUUUUUAUUGGAAAGCAUUUGUCUGUCUUGUUACAUUAAACUGAAAGAUGUUUGUUAAGACUAGGUCACUGUUGUAUCCAUUAGGUGUAAAACAAUAAUAACAGGGGUGGGAUUCUUCCUCCUUUUAAUUGCCGUCAACAUGCUUUAUAAGACCUAUUUUAUUCUGAAAACUUUUAUUGAACCUACUAAGGAUAGGAGAUUUUCCUCCCUUGAAGUGUUUUGUUAAUCUUACCCCUGAACCCCUGAGUAAAAUGGUUGUUUUGGUUACAUAAAACUAGGUCGAUGUGUGCCAGAUUUCCUAUCGUAGCCAUUACUUUGCCAUAUAUUGCACUAUUGAACGAAAAUUGUCAUUUUAAAAUGUAUUUAGUUAUUUAUAUUCAUGUUUUUUAUGCCCCCGGAUCGAAAGAUCGGGGGUAUAUUGUUUUUGGCCUGUCUGUCAUUGUAUGUGUGUGUGUGUCCCAAAACUUUAACCAAAACUUUAACCUUCUUCAUAGCUUUUGCAAUAUUGAACAUAGCAACUUGAUAUUUGGCAUGCAUGUGUAUCUCAUGGAGCUGCACAUUUUGAGUGGUGAAAGGUCAAGGUCAUCCUUCAAGGUCAAAGGUCAAUAUUUUUUUUCAAAAACUUUAACCAAAACUUUAACCUUCUUCAUAACUUUUGCAAUAUUGAAUGUAGCAACUUGAUAUUUGGCAUGCAUGUGUAUCUCAUGGAGCUGCACAUUUUGAGUGGUGAAAGGUCAAGGUCAUCCUUCAAGGUCAAAGGUCAAAAAAUAAAA
Molecule: messenger RNA, 2524 nt
Organism: Dreissena polymorpha
Lineage: Eukaryota; Metazoa; Mollusca; Bivalvia; Myida; Dreissenidae
Product: CBY1-interacting BAR domain-containing protein 1-B-like
Exons: 7
Coding region: 83-1093 (336 amino acids)
Biological process (GO): cilium assembly
Cellular component (GO): ciliary transition zone; ciliary basal body
Source: RefSeq, a predicted model, not a curated record